Molecule: messenger RNA, 1505 nt
Organism: Linepithema humile (Argentine ant)
Lineage: Eukaryota; Metazoa; Arthropoda; Insecta; Hymenoptera; Formicidae
Gene: Y-f
Product: protein yellow
Cellular component (GO): extracellular region
Source: RefSeq, a predicted model, not a curated record
UGUAUUUUUUUCAAUAGACUUACUAUUAGACACUUGCUGUUGGAAGGGAGUAUCGUGUAUAAAAGCUGGUGACACGCAGUACUAUACAUCAUUCCACCUUGUAUCCUGGCAGAGAAGACCGGUUUACCAGUUCAAGCGAUAUGUUCUACUUAUCAUUCUUGGCUUGUUUGGCCGCGGCAACUGGCCACACCUUUAGUACCGUUUUCUCGUGGAAGCAGGUCGAUUUUAAACUUCCAAAUGAUACCAUCCGAAACGAGUACAUAGCUUCCGGCGAUUUCGUCCCGGAGAAUAAUAUGCCAUUAGGUUUGGCCAUUUGGCAUAAAAAAGUGUUCGUUACAAUACCGCGGUGGAAAAAUGGUGUUCUGGCGACUUUAAAUACUCUUUCAACGGAAGAUGAUACGCAGAGUCCAGUUUUUAUGCCGUAUCCUGAUCUUGAGGCAAAUAACAUUCAUUCGUCCGAUGGCCUUGUGAGCAUUUUUCGCGCCAGAGUCGAUGCUUGCGAUCGUUUGUGGGGUCUCGACACGGGAGUAAACGAUAUUUUGGGAGAUACAAAAGUCGUGCAACCGAUGAGACUCAUUGUAAUCGACUUAAAAACGAAUAAGAUUAUUCUACGAUACCCUUUGAAAGAUAAAGACGUAAAAACGGAAAGUUUCAUCGCCGAUCUUGUGGUCGAUGUUGCACCUGGACAAUGUGACAAAGCGUACGCAUAUAUGAGUGACUUGACCGAGUAUGGCAUAGUGGUGUUCAGUUUGGAAAGAAAUGAUUCCUGGCGGAUUAAUCACAACUUCUUCCAUUUCGAUCCACUGCAUGGUGAUUAUAAUAUCAGCGGCUACAACUUCCAAUGGACUGACGGUGUUUUUGGAAUGUCGCUGUCGCCAAUUGAUAACGAUGGAUAUAGAACACUGUAUUUCCACGCUAUGUCCGGUAUCACGGAAUUUAGCGUGUCUACAAGCGUUCUGCAGGAUAAUACAUUAAAAAAGUCAGAUACCUAUCAUAAUUUUCACAUCGCUGGUACCAAGGGACCGCUGACUCAAGGACCAUCUUCCGUCAUUGAUCCGGAAACGUGUAUCAAUUAUUUUGCUCAAGUGAACAGAAACGGCAUCGCGUGUUGGGAUACUACAACGAAAUUAAAUCCGGAAACAUUCAAAUUAGUGGCGCAGGACAACACGACAUUGGUGUUUCCUCAAGAUGUAGUUAUCGAUAAUGACGCUCGAAAAGUAUACGUACUUUCUAACAAUUUGCAAAAAUUCCUAACUGGCCGCUUCAAUUCGUCUGAGACGAACUUCUUUAUCACUUCGGCUGAUCUCGAAACAUUAACGUCUCUGUGCAGAGAAUCGUCAUAAUCGAGCUAAUUAAAAUAAACUUUUUGAAUCCAAUUAUACAUAAUGUAACAUACAAUGAUGUAGUAAUUGAAGCCUCUACAACAGACUGUAUUUUAUAUUUAUAUUAAUUAAGACACAUAAAUGCUUUAAGUGUUUACAUAAUUUUUAUCUUAACAUCUUUGA